AAUAAUCUAAUUGAAAACGGAUCCACUCCAAGUCUCACGCCUACGAUGGCCACUUCUCUCAAGACUACCGCUCCAAGGCAAGCAUCAACUGCUGCUCUCAGCCAAGUGACCACUCUAAGCCAAGCGUCCAGUACUGCUCCCAGCCAAGCACCCACUACCGCUACCCACCAGGUGUCCAGUCUUCCACCUCAGUGUCCCGGCAACCAGGUGAUGGUGGAGGGCAGCUCGGAUUGCGGCUGCCCGUCCGACUUGAUUAAGGCUGGAGACUUCUGCACAUGCCCGCUUGGCUUCAAUCUUGAAGGAGCAACAGGGUGUAAAGAUGUCGAUGAGUGCUCAGAAGAGGCGCCAUGCGGACCUCACGCAAACUGCAACAACAUCCCAGGCUCGUACUCGUGCCGAUGUCACCAUGGUUACCUGAAGGGCGCAGGAGGGUGCCAGGAUGUCGACGAGUGCGCUUUGGCCGAGGUGACGGGGCUUCAAGCUUGCGAUGGGAAUGCAGAGUGCAGAAACACCCUGGGCUCCUUCAGCUGCUCCUGCCCUGUGGGUUAUAUCAUGGCUGCGAAUGGACAAAACUGUGACGACGUGGACGAGUGCAGCUUUGAAGAUCUGUGUCGCCGUGAGCUGGGAAACGUGUGCGCGAACACACCUGGGAGCUUUAUGUGCCAGUGCCCGACUGGGUUCAGAGCAGAGGCCCCUGCCUGUGUGGGUGCUGUGUGUCCAAACUUCACCAUGUGUCAAGAUGUGGACGAAUGCUCGGAGAGUCCCGCGCUGUGUGAUGGCCGGGGUGUGUGUGAGAACACGCUGGGCAGCUACAAGUGUGUGUGCCCACCAGGUUACCGUGGAAACGGCACACACUGUGAAGAUACGAACGAGUGCGCAUCGGACGCUCACGGCUGUGACGUCAAUGCUCGCUGCGGCAACAUCAUUGGCUCCUACUUUUGCCAGUGCUACCAGGGUUUCAAUGGAGAUGGGCAUUCUUGUUUUGACAUUGACGAGUGCGCUGUGAACAACGGACACUGUGAUCACAUCUGUACCAACGAACCAGGAGGCUACAGUUGCCAGUGUGCCUCUGGCUACCAACCGAACCAAGAUGGACAUGGAUGCGCAGACGUGAACGAGUGUUUGUCCCUGAAUGGAAGCUGUGCGCACCUCUGCGUCAACACUCUGGGAUGCUUCCAGUGCUCGUGCCGGCCCGGCUAUCAGCUCCACAUCGACGCCCACACCUGCGUGGACAUCGACGAAUGUAAACUUCAGAACGGCGGCUGCUCGCACACCUGCACCAAUUCCCCAGGGGGACACAACUGCCACUGCCCGCCUCCUCUGCUACUCGACACUGACGAUCUCACCUGCAGCAAUGUAACAUCUUGUAAACUGAGAAAUGGCGGUUGCGACCACGUAUGCGUUACGAGGGCCGAGGGCCACGUGCAGUGUAGCUGCCGCACUGGCUGGAAGCUCAGCGAGGAUCUGAGAAGCUGCGAGGAUGCGGACGAGUGCGGAGACUUUACGAACGGAGGCUGCGAGCAGUUGUGCGAGAAUCACCCUGGCGCCUUUAACUGUACCUGCAGAGAAGGCUAUCAAGUGCAAACGGACGACCCCACCAAAUGCCGGCCUGUGUGUGACCCCCCGUGUCGGAACUACGGCUCGUGUGUGGCGCCAAACAUCUGCGACUGUCCUCCGGGCUACCCUGGCCUUGGCUGCUCAGCCAUGUGCUCCCCACCUUGUGCACAUGGCGGUACAUGUAUGCGCUGGAACAAAUGUUUAUGUCCUUCUGGCUGGACUGGAGAAGGCUGCCACUCAGCCGUGUGCGAGCUGCCGUGCGCUAAUGGUGGUCGUUGUGUGGGUCCCGAUACCUGCCAGUGUCCCUCAGACUACACAGGUCCCCAGUGUCUUUUGCCCUUGUGCACACCCGCCUGUCAAAAUGGUGGCCGAUGUGUUGACGUCAAUAAGUGCACAUGUGUUGGUGGAUGGCAAGGAGCUCGUUGCCAGAUAGAGCCUAUUCAGUGUCAGAAGACUUGUAAAAACGGCGGCGUGUGCGAAGGCCUCAACAGGUGUCGCUGUGCCAAAGGAUUCACUGGACGUCUUUGUGAAACAGCCGUGACCACCCCGUGUGUGCCUCCCUGCCGGCACGGAGCCACCUGCAGUCCUCGCAACACUUGUACCUGUCCUGAGGGCACCGCGGGCCUCCGCUGCGAGAGACUGACAUGCCCUGUGGUCACCACUGUGGUCAGCAUGGCUCGAGCGGUGAGAAAAGCGUUUAGGGAAAGUUACGUCGACCGUUGCGGACCUUUGGGGAUUCAGCUUUGCACCAAAUACAGGAUGAAUCAGGCACGUGUGUACCUGCAAGCCUACAGGGUGGGCUACAAAAUCCACUGUCCAGAGAGGAGAGGCUGACGAUGGACUGUUUGAAAUAAACAUUUCAAAAAUCACAUUUCAGUCAAUGCUGAAGGAGGCAACUGCUGUGAUGACUGCAGUUUGCUUAAAUGUUGAAAUGAGACAGGAUAUGGCUUAAUACUACUGUACAAGCCAAGGUGUUAGUUAUCUUGGUUUCCAUUUCAUAUUGUUUUCC
Molecule: messenger RNA, 2566 nt
Organism: Phycodurus eques (leafy seadragon)
Lineage: Eukaryota; Metazoa; Chordata; Actinopteri; Syngnathiformes; Syngnathidae
Exons: 21
Coding region: 46-2391 (781 amino acids)
Molecular function (GO): calcium ion binding
Source: RefSeq, a predicted model, not a curated record